Messenger RNA from Osmia bicornis bicornis, 1215 nucleotides. Its product is annotated as enhancer of split mbeta protein-like. Lineage: Eukaryota; Metazoa; Arthropoda; Insecta; Hymenoptera; Megachilidae. Bases 138 to 773 code for a protein of 211 amino acids. The transcript has a single exon. Gene Ontology annotation, biological process: anterior/posterior pattern specification; regulation of transcription by RNA polymerase II; regulation of neurogenesis. The record is from RefSeq and is a predicted model, not a curated record. Gene Ontology annotation, cellular component: nucleus. Gene Ontology annotation, molecular function: protein dimerization activity; RNA polymerase II cis-regulatory region sequence-specific DNA binding; DNA-binding transcription factor activity, RNA polymerase II-specific.
AACACGGUAGCGCAAGCAGUCUCGGCACUCCGAGUCCUAACUGCCUAAACGCACGCAUACAAUUCACGCAAUCGGGCUUGAUAUACUGUGACCUAAGUGCCUAAGUGAGAAGGAUAAAUCAUACCUGAUAUCACGAUAUGGCACCUCAAACCAGUUACACACCGGUCGGUGGUAUGGAGUACGAAGAGCCAGUGUCGAGGACUUACCAGUACAGGAAGGUAAUGAAACCGAUGCUGGAGAGGAAGAGGCGAGCGAGGAUCAAUCGUUGCCUGGACGAGUUGAAGGACCUUAUGGUGACGGCUUUGCAAGCCGAAGGGGAGAACGUUGCUAAAUUGGAGAAGGCUGAUAUAUUGGAGCUUACCGUUCGUCAUCUCCAUACACUCAGAGCUGCCAGGAGACUCACCCUGACGCCGGAGAACAGUUACGCGGAUAGAUUCAGAGAUGGAUUCACCCAGUGCGCACAGGAAGUGUCCUCGUUCCUCUCAACCCCUGUGGCCGCUGCCGUUCAUCCAGCUGCCGGUGCACAGUUGAUGAGACACCUCGGUGGAUGUUUGAGAAGACUCGAAGGACCAGCCGCCAGUCCUGUCGGAAGUACCAACAGUUCUUCCAAUACUGUGAAUCCUGUCAACAAGGUGGUCCCUGUCAGUCCCGCCACCAGUGUCAUGGUCAACGUACCGCAAAACGUUUACACGCCACCCCAGAGUCCUGUCAGUGUCGCCAGCUCUUCCGGGGAGUCCACGGAGUCGUCUAACGCUGUCUGGAGACCCUGGUGAUCCGAUGAAGAUGAAGUUUUUGUUUAAACAUUGAAAUUUUUCAAUUGGACUUAUUAUUAUUCCUUCCCUGGUGAUAUGUAACUCUGAUCGACGACGGAGUAGAUUUCCGAAUCGGAGGGAAAACGACGAAUCAUUGUCUUCCAUAUGUUGAAAAUUGUUUAACCUCGAUGGUUUAGUCGAGAGAGAUGAAAGUUUUUUUUUUUUUUUCUAAUUAUCAGAGAAGCUCUCUAUUCUUCUUUUCACUUUAAUAUGUAAAUAAUAUAGGUGACGAAGCUUUAAGUGACUGUCUGUGAUAGGGUUCAAUUCUGUACCUGAGAUAACUAUGUUCUCAUAAUGUAAAAUGAUUAUUAUUAUAUAGAUUAUAAUUUGUUAUGUUUAAGAGACAGUUUUUCAUUUUUUUCUUUUUUAGACGUAAUGAAACAUUCGGUGAUUUUUGUUACAA